Messenger RNA from Sinocyclocheilus anshuiensis, 4070 nucleotides. RefSeq names its product dynactin subunit 1-like. Gene Ontology annotation, biological process: establishment of mitotic spindle orientation; nuclear migration. The record is from RefSeq and is a predicted model, not a curated record. Gene Ontology annotation, cellular component: kinetochore; microtubule associated complex; spindle pole. The transcript has 29 exons. Lineage: Eukaryota; Metazoa; Chordata; Actinopteri; Cypriniformes; Cyprinidae. Bases 159 to 3908 code for a protein of 1249 amino acids.
CCGAUCAGGAAGCGACCCGAGUGAAAUGCUGUACAGUGUCCGGUGACCGGAGCGCUGCUGUCCGUUAUUCGUUCUAACCUGCAAACCUUACAAACGGCAGACCGUUCGCGUUCAGUUAGAGCUCUCAUCUACAGCUGCAGGCCGCUGUGGUCAGCAGGAUGAGUUCAGACGGAGGUGGGAGGCCUGUGAAGGUGGGCUCGCUGGUGGAGGUCAUCGGGAAAGGCCAGCGCGGGACCGUGGCGUAUAUCGGCGCCACCCUGUUCGCCUCAGGGAAAUGGGUCGGUGUGAUUCUGGACGAACCCAAGGGGAAGAACGACGGCACGGUGCAGGGCAAACGCUACUUCACCUGUGAGGAGAAUCAUGGGAUAUUCGUCAGACAGUCUCAGAUCCAGCUCAUCGAUGAAGGAGGCAACUCUGCUACGUCUCCAGAAACACCGGACUCAGGUGUGGCCAAACUGCUCAAGAAAGAAGUCCAGGAGACGCCAAAAGCUGUUAAGCAGACUCCAACAACAAGGAAGCCUCCUAUGCGUCGUAGUACCAAGUGGCCCACACCCAGACGUCUGUCCAGCUCCAGCUCCCUCCCCUCUCUCAUCAUGGCGGGUCGUCCCUCUGUCGGAGGGUCAGGACUUUCAGAGUCUGUGUUAGCAGAGAAUGAGUCCACAGCGUCUUCCCAGAUUGCACUGGGAGCUCCUGUCAUACCGCAGCCCAGCGGCACACCCAGCGCCCCUCCUCCUGCCACCCCGAGCAAGGAGGAGGAGAGCCUCCGAGCUCAAGUCAAGGAUCUGGAGGAGAAGUUGGAGACGCUGCGGAUGAAGCGCUCGGAGGGUAAAGCCAAGCUGAAGGAGAUGGAGAAGCACAAGAUCCAGCUGGAGCAGCUGCAGGAGUGGAAGAGCAAGAUGCAGGAGCAGCAGAACGAGCUGCAGAAGCAGCUCAAAGAGGCCAAGAAGGAGGCACGCGAGGCUCUGGAGGCUAAAGACCGGUACAUGGAGGAGAUGGCCGACACGGCAGACGCCAUCGAGAUGGCCACGCUGGACAAAGAGAUGGCAGAGGAGCGGGCCGAGUCUCUGCAGCAGGAGGUGGAGGCUCUGAAGGAGAAGGUGGAGGAGCUGAGUAUGGAUCUGGAGAUCCUCAAACACGAGAUCGAGGAGAAGGGCUCGGACGGAGCAGCCUCCAGCUUCCACGUCAAGCAGAUGGAGGAGCAGAACGGACGUCUGAAGGAGGCUCUGGUCAGGAUGAGGGAUCUGUCGUCGUCAGAGAAGCAGGAGCAUGUGAAGCUCCAGAAACAGAUGGAGAAGAAGAACUCUGAGCUGGAGACUCUGAGAGCACAGAAGGAGAAGCUGCAGGAGGAGAUGAAGCAGGCUGAAGCCAUGAUAGACGAGCUCAAGGAGCAGGUGGACGCAGCGUUAGGAGCUGAGGAGAUGGUGGAGACACUGACGGAGAGAAAUCUAGACCUGGAAGAGAAAGUGCGGGAACUCAGAGAGACCGUCAGUGACCUGGAAGCCAUAAACGAGAUGAACGACGAGCUGCAGGAGAACUCGCGCGAGACGGAGCUGGAGCUGCGUGAACAGCUGGAUCUGGCCGGAGCUCGAGUCCGAGAGGCUCAGAAGAGAGUGGAGGCGGCGCAGGAGACGGUGGCUGACUAUCAGCAGACCAUCAGCAAAUACAGAGAGCUCACCACUCACCUGCAGGAAGUGAACCAAGAGCUGACCAAUCAGCAGAGCAGCUCGGCCGAGCAGCUGCAGCAGCCGACUUCUGAACUCUUCGACUUCAAGAUCAAGUUUGCUGAGACCAAAGCUUACGCCAAGGCCAUCGAGAUGGAGCUCCGCAAGAUGGAGGUGAAUCAAGCGAACCGUCAGGUGUCUCUGCUGAUGUCCUUCAUGCCCGAGUCCUUCCUGAGACACGGAGGAGACCACGACUGCAUCCUCGUGCUGCUGCUCAUCCCCAGACUCAUCUGCAAGGCGGAGCUGAUCAGCAGACAGGCGCAGGAGAAGUUCGAUCUGAGCGGUGGCUCUCCGGAGCGCUCUGGAUUGAGAGGAGCCGCCGGAGAGCAGCUGAGCUUCGCGUCUGGUCUGGUUUAUUCCCUGACGCUGCUGCAGGCCACGCUGCACAAAUACCAGCUAGCUCUGAGUCAGUGCGGCGUGGAGGUGUACAAGCGCAUGGGCACGCUGUACUCGGAGAUGAGCGUUCACGAGCGAUCGCUGGACUUCCUCAUCGAUCUGCUGCAUAAAGAUCAGCUGGACGAGACGGUGCAGGUGGAGCCGCUCACCAAAGCCAUCAGAUACUACCAGCAACUGUACAGCGUCCAUUUGUCGGAUCAGCCUGAGGACUGCAGCGUACAGCUGGCGGAUCACAUCAAGUUCACCCAGAGCGCUCUGGACUGCAUGGGGUCAGAGGUCGGCCGUCUGCGGGCCUUCCUGCAGGCGGGACAGGAAGGGGCGGAGCUCUCUGUGCUCCUGAAGGACCUGGACACUUCCUGUGGAGACAUUGGUCAGUUCUGUAAGAAGAUCCGCAGGAGGAUGCCAGGAACAGAUGCUCCGGGGAUUCCUGCCACGCUCAGCUUCCCUGCUCAGGUGGGCGAGGCGCUGGCGGACUGCAGGAAGCAGCUGACGCGUGUGGUGGCCGUUCUGCAGGAAGUAGCAGCGGCAGGAGCUCAGAUGAUCGCUCCGCUCGCCGAGCCAGAGGGACUGACGCCGCUGAAGAUAGAAGACGUGAUGUUCAAAGCAGUGGAUCAGGUGUAUGGCACUCAUGGACUCAAUGCGUUCGAGUGUCUGCGUCAGUCCUGCGCCGCCGUCAUCGCCACCAUGAACAAGAUGUCCACCGCCAUGCAGGAGGGAGAAUACGACGCGGAGAGGCCGCAGCGUCCGCGUCCGCCAGUGGAGAUCCGCGCCGCUGCUGUCAGAGCCGAGAUGACCGAUGCAGAAGGUCUGGGAAACAAGCUGGAGGACCGAGAGACGGUCAUCAAAGAGCUGAAGAAAUCCCUCAAGAUCAAGGGUGAGGAGCUGAGCGAGGCGAAUGUUCGCCUGAGUUUACUGGAGAAGAAGCUAGACACGUCGACGAGAGACGCAGACGAGCGAGUGGAGAAGAUCCAGACCAAACUAGACGAGGCUCUGACUCUGCUGAAGAAGAAGGAGAAGGAGUUUGAGGAGACGAUGGAUGCGCUGCAGGCCGACAUCGAUCAGCUGGAGUCAGAGAAGGCAGAGCUAAAGCAGAGGAUCAGCAACCAACCACGAGCCACCGAAGGUUUCCGUGGACCGCAAGCAUCUGGAAUCGCCUCGAUCGUCACGGGAACCGCUGCUGGAGGAAUGGCGGCAGGCGUGAGUGGCGUCUCAGGUGUGGUUCAGGUGGUGGACUCUCCUCUCCUCAAACAGCAGAUCGACGUGCAGCGACUCGCCAUCAAGCAGCUGAAGAGUGAAAACUACAGACUGAAGGCUGAGAAGAUGCGAGCGCAGCUGUCGUCUCUGCCGCCGCUGCAGCCGGUGAACAUGACGGCAGUGAAGGAGGAGGCUCCGGCUGGAUCUCUGUACCGCAGAACUGAUCUGCUGCUGAACAACCUGCUGAAGAUGAGCGCCGGCCUCAGAGUUGUCGACAUCAGCGGGAAAACCUCAGCGAGUGCGAGUGCUCAGCUGCUGGAACAGACGGCCAAGAUGAAGUCUCUGAGCGACACGCUGGACAAACUGAAGGCUGAAGUGUCGCAGCACAUUGUGUCGCAGCGGCCUGGAGCUCGUGUGUCGUCUGACUUCGCCUCGUUCCCCUCCGCCUCUUUCGUCAAGGCCAAAGCGGAGCAGCAGAGCGGCUCGGUGCUGGUGGGGAAGGUGAUGAUUCCCUGCGCUCGCGGCGCGGAGCAGACGCACUGCCUCGUCCUGUCGCAGCAGCAGCUGCAGCGCGUGCAUCACCUGCUCAUGACGUAAACAAUCCCACGCUCUCAGGAAACAUCCGGCGCCAAAGACGCAUUACUGUCUUCUGAUCCUCCAGCGCCUGAACACAGCCUUCAUCUUUCUGACAUGGGACAAAAAAAGUAAAGUAAUUGUGACUUAUCUCACAAUUCUGACUUUUUUUUUUUUCAUGAUUGA